CGCGGCGACGGCAAAACGGCUGACAGGUAAAUAGCAGCACAGCUUCCUCUGGAAUUCCUCGAAGUCAUCCACGACAUUGAAACAGAGUCCUCAAGUCACUACUAGUGCUGAAGUUGUAUAUCAGUACACGCGUAUCUUUAUUUUUUAUUUUUUUGCGUCGCCCAAUAGCGCAUCACCGCCAUGUCGCCCGGACGUCUCGAAGGCAAGGUUGCCAUCGUCACUGGCGCUGCCUCGGGCUUUGGCAAGGGCAUCGCUGAGAAAUUUGCAAAGGAGGGCGGCAAAGUGGUCGUUGCGGACCUUACAGAGGAAGCUGGAACGGCCGUGGCGAAAGCAGUCGGGGGCAUAUUUGUGCGGGCGGAUGUCACCAAGACCGCAGACUGGGAGAAGCUUCUUUCGGAGACCCUGGCCGCAUACGGCCAGCUGGACAUUGUUAUCAACAAUGCCGGCACCACAUACAUCAACAAGCCAACCGAGGACGUCACCGAGGCCGAGUUUGACCUCGUCAUGAACGUCAACGUCAAGUCGAUCUAUGUCUCCACCCAGGUCCUGGUCCGGUACUUCAUGAAGGAGAACCGCCCAGGCGCCUUCGUCACGGUGGCAUCGACGGCAGGCACGCGACCGAGACCACGCUUGGCUUGGUAUAACGCAUCCAAAGGAGCUGCCAUUACGGCGACGAAAUCCCUGGCGGUGGAGUAUGGUCCGAGGCAAAUUCGAUUCAACACCGUGUCCCCGGUCUUUGGCAGCAACACUGCCUUGUCAUCCAAGUUCUUGGGCAAGCCGGACAACCCUGAGAACAGGGCAGGGUUCGUAGCAACCGUGCCUCUUGGUCGGCCAUCUUCGCCUGAAGAUGUAGCCAAUGCCUGCUGCUAUCUCGCAAGCGAUGAGGCGUCCUUCAUUACUGGAGUGAAUAUGGAGGUGGAUGGAGGGCGAUGUGUUUAGCUAGUUGAGCCGAUUGAGAUAGUGGAGAGCAAAGACUUCGCGUCGUGUCCGGAGAUCUCUGGAUCUAGGAGAGUCAAUGCUUCAAUUCGGGCGUAAAUGGCAC
Molecule: messenger RNA, 1042 nt
Organism: Purpureocillium takamizusanense
Lineage: Eukaryota; Fungi; Ascomycota; Sordariomycetes; Hypocreales; Ophiocordycipitaceae
Exons: 2
Coding region: 181-939 (252 amino acids)
Source: RefSeq, a predicted model, not a curated record